AGUGCAGGAGUCUUUUUAAGCUAGUAUUUGUUUGUUUUUAUUUAAAAAUUUAUAAUUUGAGCUAAAUUUCUUUUUGUACUUCCCUUUUCUACUCUGAAAUGUUUUUAUUUUGUAUUCAGCUGAAAAGUCCCCAGCAGGUACCUUAAUGUGUGGCGAAUUUUUCUCAUUGAAUGCGGAUUUUUGCAUUUUUGUCCUUUAAUUUAUUUCUUUUUUCUGAUGUGUUUGGACGAAAUUCUGAAUUUUAACCUUUAAGAGAUUUUAAGAACUUCAUUAUUUGCAGAAAAUUGUUGAAGUUUCAAUUUUUUUUUUUUUUUGAAAGACUAUAAGAAAAUCAUUGGCGGAAACUUCCCUGAAUCGACUAUUUAGCAAAUGUUUUAUUUCAGCAAUUUCGGAGUAGAGAGAGACAAUCUGUGAGAUGGAUCGACAACGUAAUGGAUGCCUAAAGCUCCUGGUAUUUUUAGUAAUUUCACUCAAAGCAGAUGGAUUCUUUGUGGACAUUACUUACGUCACAACUGCAGUAGCAAAAGGAGCAGUUUGCUUGGAUGGGAGCCCUCCUGCUUAUCAUCUUGACAAGGGCUCUGGCUCUGGAAUUAACAAUUGGCUUGUUCAUGUCGAGGGAGGGGGAUGGUGUAGCAAUGUUACAACUUGCUUCUCACGCAAAAACACACGUUUGGGUUCGUCUAACCAAAUGGUGAAGCAACUUGCAUUUUCAGGGCUCUUAGGCAACAAAGCAUCAAUGAAUCCAGACUUUUAUAAUUGGAAUAGGGUCAAGGUCCGAUAUUGUGAUGGAGCAUCAUUUACUGGCGAUGUGGAGGAAGUGGACCCAGCCACUAAGCUUCAUUUCAGGGGAGGAAGGAUAUGGCUUGCUGUUAUUGAAGACCUAUUAGCAAAAGGAAUGCGUAAUGCUGAAAAUGCUAUUCUUUCUGGCUGCUCUGCUGGUGGAUUGACUUCCAUACUCCACUGUGACAGUUUUCGUGCUCUUCUCCCUAUAGGUGCGAAAGUAAAAUGCGUUGCUGAUGCUGGUUACUUUAUCAAUGCAAAGGAUGUUUCACAAGCAGAUCACAUACAAUCUUUCUUUGAUGAUGUGGUAACAUUACAUGAUUCAGCUAAGAAUCUGCCACAAUCAUGCACUUCAAGGUUGAAACCAAGUCUGUGCUUCUUCCCACAAUACAUGGCACAAGGUAUCCGUACACCCUUCUUUCUGUUGAACGCAGCUUAUGACUCAUGGCAGGUAAAAAACACCCUUGCCCCAGGAGUGGCUGAUCCUCAUGGCACAUGGCACAAUUGCAAGCUUGAUAUAAAAAAAUGCACUGCUAGUCAACUACAAACCCUUCAAGAUUUUAGGUUGGAAUUCCUUAGUGCCUUGAAAGGAGUGGGGAGUUCUCCAUCUAUAGGCAUGUUUAUAAAUUCUUGUUAUGCACAUUGCCAAUCUGAGGUGCAAGAAACAUGGCUAAGGGACGACUCGCCAGUACUGGGUGGUACGUCCAUUGCCAAAGCAGUUGGGGACUGGUUCUAUGAUCGUAGUCCUUUUCAAAAGAUCGAUUGUGCUUAUCCCUGUGACUCAAGCUGCCACAAUCGUAUCUUCGACCCCAAUGAAUUGCCAGUUGUGUAGUGAAAUUCCUUGCAAAGCCAUAUAUUAUUGAUGCAAAUAAUAUCAAAAUGAAUUAAAUAAAUCUAUUCAAUAUUAAAUAUUUAUGAUUUCAAAUCUUUAAAAUUUAUAAUCAUUGUAAUUCGCAGGUCCAAGGUUCUUGGUCCAUGAAGAAGUGUUCAUGGGCCUUCAGUGCUGCUGUAUUGAUAUAUUGUGUUGUAUUUGACAUUUAUUAAUGCAAUAAAAGUGAGCAUUGUAUUUUCUUUAUUA
Molecule: messenger RNA, 1858 nt
Organism: Amborella trichopoda
Lineage: Eukaryota; Viridiplantae; Streptophyta; Magnoliopsida; Amborellales; Amborellaceae
Product: pectin acetylesterase 8
Biological process (GO): cell wall organization
Cellular component (GO): plant-type cell wall
Molecular function (GO): pectin acetylesterase activity
Source: RefSeq, a predicted model, not a curated record